Trichoderma virens Gv29-8 is the source of this 1092-nucleotide messenger RNA. RefSeq lists its product as uncharacterized. Gene Ontology annotation, molecular function: protein kinase activity; ATP binding. The record is from RefSeq and is a predicted model, not a curated record. The transcript has a single exon. The annotation marks the transcript as partial. NCBI's taxonomy places the organism in Eukaryota, Fungi, Ascomycota, Sordariomycetes, Hypocreales, Hypocreaceae. Gene Ontology annotation, biological process: protein phosphorylation.
GCCAUGAGGAAAAAGGCAAUCGACUUGGCUAUCUCAGAAUUGAAAAAAUGGCAGCAAACAGCCGAUGUCUGCUGGCGUUUGACUCGGAGGAUGGAUAGUGAUAUCAUCCAUCAAAUGAGGAAAGAGAUGUCAGCGGCACCAAAAAGCAUACGAGAUAAUAUGCUAAACGCGCGAGCCUUAUUGCAAAGUCGGCAAACAAAAGAAACAGCAUUUCUCCCUCCUUGGAGACUAGCAAAUGGAACAUCAAUAUCCAUGUUGCCAUUUUGCGUUGCAAGACUUCUCACUAAAGGCACCGGAAGCUUCAUCGUGGACACUGUCGUGUCUGCAUCUCCAUCAACAUCCGUUCAGCAGACAGUGAUUCAUGAUGUCGAAAAUCUCGCAAAAGACCUUCGAGAAAUUAAAAGUUCCUUUGGUUUACUUCAAUGCAAAGGCGUGGUCGAAAACGAGCCCUCGAAGCAAAAAAGCGAAGGACAGACUUUUGACCUGGUAUUCAAAAUGCCUCCGAAUCUUCAAAACCCACAAAGCCUUCGCUCGGCCUUACUAGGUCGUGAGAAGCCACACACUCUCUCUGAUGUGGUUCGACUUGGCCUGGAAAUGGCCAAAUCAGUGAGUUUUGUACACAGUUUGAACUUCGUUCAUAAGAGCAUUCGACCAGAAGCAAUUCUUGUCUUCCAGGAGCCGUCUACAAACUCAUUAGCUCCUUUUCUAGUUGGCUUCGAAAAAUUCAGAGAGCAUCAAGGAGACUCGGCGCGCAUAGGAAGUGAGGAUUGGAAAUUGAACAUGUACGCUCACCCAAAGAGAUAUGGCCUUAGGGCAGAAGACAGCUAUGUCAUGCAACAUGACAUCUAUAGCUUGGGCGUAUGUCUCCUAGAAAUUGGAUUAUGGGAGUCAUUCAUAUCAUACGAGAAACCGGAAGACCCUCCCACAAUGUCGGGCCUUCUCGCCCACUCCAGGCAGAUUGCAACCAGCCAAGGAUCUACCUUUUUUAAGAAGCAGUUCCUCACUUUGGCUAGCGAAUCCCUUCCUGCGCGAAUGGGCACGCGGUAUGCGAAAGUGGUGGAAACAUGCCUCACCUGCUUAGAUGAAGACAAC